Neoarius graeffei (lesser salmon catfish) is the source of this 1701-nucleotide messenger RNA. Its product is annotated as ice-structuring glycoprotein-like. NCBI's taxonomy places the organism in Eukaryota, Metazoa, Chordata, Actinopteri, Siluriformes, Ariidae. The coding region runs from base 1 to 1701 and encodes 566 amino acids. The transcript has a single exon. The record is from RefSeq and is a predicted model, not a curated record.
AUGCCUCUUAUGAUACUAAUUGGUGCACAGGCCACACCUUCUACACGGAGACUAAUUGCUGCACAGGCCACGCCUCUUAUGACACUAAUUGGUGCACAGGCCACACCUUCUACACUGAGACUAAUUGGUGCACAGGCCACACCUCCUAUGAUACUAAUUGGUGCACAGGCCACACCUUCUACACGGAGACUAAUUGCUGCACAGGCCAUGCCUCUUAUGACACUAAUUGGUGCACAGGCCACACCUCCUAUGAUACUAAUUGGUGCACAGGCCACACCUUCUACACGGAGACUAAUUGGUGCACAGGCCAUGCCUCUUAUGACACUAAUUGGUGCACAGGCCACACCUUCUACACGGAGACUAAUUGCUGCACAGGCCACGCCUCUUAUGACACUAAUUGGUGCACAGGCCACACCUUCUACACUGAGACUAAUUGGUGCACAGGCCACACCUCCUAUGAUACUAAUUGGUGCACAGGCCACACCUUCUACACGGAGACUAAUUGCUGCACAGGCCAUGCCUCUUAUGACACUAAUUGGUGCACAGGCCACACCUCCUAUGAUACUAAUUGGUGCACAGGCCACACCUUCUACACGGAGACUAAUUGGUGCACAGGCCAUGCCUCUUAUGACACUAAUUGGUGCACAGGCCACACCUUCUACACGGAGACUAAUUGCUGCACAGGCCACGCCUCUUAUGACACUAAUUGGUGCACAGGCCACACCUUCUACACGGAGACUAAUUGCUGCACAGGCCACGCCUCUUAUGACACUAAUUGGUGCACAGGCCACACCUUCUACACUGAGACUAAUUGGUGCACAGGCCAUGCCUCUUAUGACACUAAUUGGUGCACAGGCCACACCUUCUACACGGAGACUAAUUGCUGCACAGGCCACGCCUCUUAUGACACUAAUUGGUGCACAGGCCACACCUUCUACACUGAGACUAAUUGGUGCACAGGCCACACCUCCUAUGAUACUAAUUGGUGCACAGGCCACACCUUCUACACGGAGACUAAUUGCUGCACAGGCCAUGCCUCUUAUGACACUAAUUGGUGCACAGGCCACACCUCCUAUGAUACUAACUGGUGCACAGGCCACACCUUCUACACGGAGACUAAUUGGUGCACAGGCCAUGCCUCUUAUGACACUAAUUGGUGCACAGGCCACACCUUCUACACGGAGACUAAUUGCUGCACAGGCCACGCCUCUUAUGACACUAAUUGGUGCACAGGCCACACCUUCUACACGGAGACUAAUUGCUGCACAGGCCACGCCUCUUAUGACACUAAUUGGUGCACAGGCCACACCUUCUACACUGAGACUAAUUGGUGCACAGGCCAUGCCUCUUAUGACACUAAUUGGUGCACAGGCCACACCUUCUACACGGAGACUAAUUGGUGCACAGGCCACGCCUCUUAUGACACUAAUUGGUGCACAGGCCACACCUUCUACACUGAGACUAAUUGGUGCACAGGCCACGCCUCUUAUGACACUUAUUGGUGCACAGGCCACACCUUCUACACUGAGACUAAUUGGUGCACAGGCCAUGCCUCUUAUGACACUUAUUGGUGCACAGGCCACACCUUCUACACUGAGACUAAUUGGUGCACAGGCCACGCCUCUUAUGACACUUAUUGGUGCACAGGCCACACCUUCUACAUUGAGACUAAUUGGUGCACAGGUCACACCUCCUCACUGA